GUUUAUUACCAAACGAUUACGAAGGUAGGCACUAGUGGAGAGGCGAUUACAAAACUAUGAAACACCGCCCGACUCCAAUAGUCGGUGUGUUGUCAACACGAAAGCGAACUUUCCCCGAGUAACGCGGGAAAUGCUGCCGUGUUGUUUGUCCGGUGUUUCACAGAGAGAAGCCUCCUAAUCCACACAGUAACGGUUUGUCACUAUCCGGGACAACAGAUGAUCCUUAUCACAGUUUUAAUUGUUUCACCCCGACGUGAGAAAGUUUAUCCUCAACAGAACCGCUGUCCCCGGGCUGUGGUGUGUCCGGACCGCCUGAACUAGCUUGGACGUGUCGUUAACUGUAUGUCGGUCCCCACUCGUUGCCGUAGCCACCGAGACGUUGUUAGCCUCAGCACAAAGAGGGGAGUCUUGCUAACUAGCUAAACAAACAACAAGCCUCGUGUUUUUAAAAUGGAUGCGUUUCAGAAGGUGGAAAAGAUAGGAGAAGGCACGUACGGGGUGGUGUACAAAGCCAAGAACAAAGUGACCGGAGAAACUGUUGCUCUGAAGAAAAUCAGGCUAGACACGGAAACCGAGGGUGUACCAAGCACGGCCAUCCGAGAGAUUUCACUUCUCAAAGAACUCAGUCACCCAAAUAUUGUCAAACUGCGAGACGUCAUCCACACCGAGAACAAGCUCUACCUUGUUUUUGAGUUCCUUCAUCAGGAUCUAAAGAAGUUCAUGGACUCCUCCUCGCUCACUGGUAUCCCCCUGCCUCUGGUUAAGAGUUAUCUUUUCCAGUUGCUCCAAGGCCUGGCCUUCUGCCACUCUCACCGGGUCCUUCAUCGAGACCUGAAGCCACAGAACCUCCUCAUCAAUGCCCAGGGUGAGAUCAAGCUCGCUGACUUUGGGCUGGCAAGAGCCUUCGGGGUUCCUGUCCGUACAUACACACACGAGGUGGUAACACUUUGGUACAGGGCGCCAGAAAUUCUCCUGGGCUGCAAAUACUACUCCACAGCUGUCGACAUCUGGAGCCUUGGAUGCAUCUUUGCUGAAAUGAUCACCAGGAGGGCCUUAUUUCCCGGCGACUCAGAGAUUGAUCAGUUAUUCAGAAUCUUCCGCACCUUGGGCACCCCUGAUGAGACCGUCUGGCCGGGAGUCACAUCAAUGCCCGACUACAAACCAUCUUUCCCCAAGUGGGCCAAACAGGAUUUAUCCAAAGUGGUGCCUCUUCUUGAAGAGGAUGGGAGAGAACUGCUCGGAGAAAUGCUGGCGUAUGAUCCAAACAAAAGAUUAUCUGCCAAAAACGCACUUGUACAUCGAUUCUUCCGUGACGUCACCAUGCCACUUCCUCACCUGAGACUCUAAGUCAGACAAACUGUCAGGCUGUUUUAAUGCCAGCAGCUUCUCAGCAAUAAGCAGCACCUCAGCCUCCAUUCAGAUCCAUGACCAAAGUGGACAAAAACUAGCGGACACUACAGAUGACAUUGGA
Monopterus albus (swamp eel) is the source of this 1471-nucleotide messenger RNA. It is a transcript of the gene cdk2, whose product is annotated as cyclin dependent kinase 2. Gene Ontology annotation, biological process: G1/S transition of mitotic cell cycle; regulation of G2/M transition of mitotic cell cycle; regulation of gene expression. Bases 451 to 1347 code for a protein of 298 amino acids. The record is from RefSeq and is a predicted model, not a curated record. Lineage: Eukaryota; Metazoa; Chordata; Actinopteri; Synbranchiformes; Synbranchidae. Gene Ontology annotation, molecular function: ATP binding; cyclin binding; cyclin-dependent protein serine/threonine kinase activity. The transcript has 7 exons. Gene Ontology annotation, cellular component: nucleus; cyclin-dependent protein kinase holoenzyme complex; cytoplasm.